Molecule: messenger RNA, 3150 nt
Organism: Sclerotinia borealis F-4128
Lineage: Eukaryota; Fungi; Ascomycota; Leotiomycetes; Helotiales; Sclerotiniaceae
Source: the annotation of a GenBank genome assembly
AUGGCGACAACAACUUCCGUCUCGCCCACUACUGUUGAGCGAAACACUUCACGACGAAGUCAUAACAAUUCAAUUCCGAGUCGUUCCCAAUCAACAAGAGUUAAAAGUAGUACGGCGGAUUCACCACAGCGAUCACAUUCACACCACCAUCGAGGCUCAUCACGACAUGCGCCCAUAGAGGAAUCAACGCCGCAGACUGAUUGUGAGACUACGAACGUCGCGCAACAAUCAAGAAAAACAUCAAGCAGAGACGGCCCACCUCCUUCUAGACACGAAUCUACAAGAAGCGCAACAAGUAAUCAUCGAUCAACUCAUCACAGUCGACACUCAAACGAUAUGGCGACCGCUGCAGCAAACGGCGGAGGCCCAGCCCCCGUGGUGACACCACAAGAGUCAAGACAUGCUGCACACAAGGGGAAAUCGAGAACUACCAUACCAGCACAAUCCGGAAAUUGGGUUUUAGGCAAGACAAUUGGUCAGGGUAGUAUGGGUAAAGUUAAGCUGGCAAGAAAAGCGGAAGGCGGCGAGCAGGUUGCAGUCAAGAUUAUCCCACGAGGAUCUACAGAUGACAACCACAACUUAAGUCGAGCUGAUAGGGAACGAGCCGAUCGUUCGAAAGAAGUCCGUACAGCCCGAGAAGCGGCUAUCGUCACACUUUUGGAACACCCAUACAUCUGCGGCAUGAGGGAUGUUGUGCGUACGACAUAUCAUUGGUACAUGCUCUUUGAAUAUGUCAAUGGAGGACAAAUGCUUGACUAUAUUAUAUCCCAUGGAAGGCUGAAGGAAAAGCAAGCUAGGAAGUUCAGCAGACAAAUCUCCAGCGCCUUGGAUUAUUGUCAUCGAAACAGCAUUGUUCACAGAGAUCUGAAGAUUGAGAACAUUCUGAUUAGCAAGACUGGAGAUAUCAAGAUUAUUGAUUUCGGCUUGAGUAAUUUGUUUGCACCACGGAGCCAUUUAAAGACUUUCUGUGGUAGUCUUUAUUUCGCGGCUCCGGAAUUAUUGCAGGCAAAGGCAUAUACUGGACCCGAGGUUGAUGUAUGGAGUUUUGGUAUCGUGCUUUAUGUUCUGGUUUGCGGCAAGGUUCCUUUUGAUGAUCAAAGUAUGCCAGCAUUGCAUGCGAAGAUCAAGAAAGGAAUUGUAGAUUAUCCUAAUUGGUUGACCCCCGAAUGCAAGCAUCUUAUAUCAAGAAUGCUUGUGACGGAUCCAAAGCAACGUGCAACACUACAGGAGAUCAUGAACCACCAGUGGAUGACAAAACAGUACGGUGGCCCACCUGAAAACUAUCUACCAGUUCGAGAACCUCUUACGCUUCCUCUCGACGAUGAUAUCAUCAACAGCAUGACUGGCUUUGACUUUGGCCCGUCGGAUCUUGUCAAGCAACAAUUGACUGAUGUCAUCAAAUCUUCCGAAUAUGGUCAUGCUGUGCGUUUGGCAAUGCAGGAACGAGAAAAUGCUGGUCCUCCUCGUGACUCGGAGAAGAAGAGAGGAGUAUUCGAUUUCUACAAAAGAAGAAACUCUACCACGAGCCGAGAUACCUUGACUGCACCAAGUGCAGAACUCCUACAAAUUGGCAACGAUCCCUGCAAUGCCUAUCACCCUCUCAUAUCGGUUUAUUAUCUUGUCAAAGAGAAACGUGAGCGCGAUGCACUUGAAGCUAACCCAGGCGCGACGUCGAUGCCACGGGUUCCAGGUGAAGCACCUCUUCAGAUGGCAGAAAUAUCGGCACCAAAGCCAGCAUAUACAAACGCUACCGCUUAUGAGAUGCCCGGCGAGAAGGCUACAGGAGGUCGAUCACGCCCGCGUGCUCGUACUCAUGGGGAGGAAGAGGUCACCGAAGGAAUGAAGAACGUUAAGAUUGUCGCUUCAACUGCCCCUCCGUCACCUGCAAUAGUGGAGCCUGUAGAGCAAUCUGCCAGGAAAGAAAGUACAGCUGCUGGUAUCCUGAGAAGAUUCAGUACACGACGACGCAAGGAGCCUCCAUCGUCUGACAAAACUGGCAAUCAUCUGACCGUCGGGUCGUCAAAUGAGCCAUCAACCCUUAGAAAGAGUUUCAGUGUCCGUCGACACCGUGAUCGGGAUGGGGAUGGACAUCUUCGCACAAGCGGAAGUGAACGCCAGCACGGUGAUCUUCUCGCUCCAAGAUCCGCUGAGACUUCGGCUGCUUCUAGAUUAGGUCGAUCGACGAGCGUCAAUUCGGCAGAAUAUAGACGACGAGAAAAUCGACGAGGAGGGGCAGGUGGAGAAACAGGAACCGCCGCUCCAGAACCAAUGCCACCACGCGUUACCUAUAAAGACGUCCCUCCAACUAGCGGCUCUGAUCAUUCGACCAUGAAUGAAAUGCCAGCUCGCGAUGGUGAAAGGGCUGGUCUCAAUCCCCAAACCGCCACUAUGAGAGCCAAGUCGUUGGGUCAUGCAAGAAGAGAAAGCAUACAGGCUAGACGGGCUCGAAGGGAGGAAGCUCGGGAAGCAAAUGUACCUGAGGAGACUGAUGUUGAGAUAGGUGACGCUAGUGGUCUAUCAACUGAACGGAUCGAUACUGCAGAGAAUGUCAAACCUGUAUUCCUUAAAGGGUUGUUCAGCGUAUCUACCACAUCAACCAAACCGGUUCCGGCUAUUCGCAUGGAUAUAAUCAGAGUACUGAAGAUUCUUGGGGUUGAGUUCACGGAAAUACGAGGCGGAUUUAGUUGUCGGCACACCCCUAGUAUUGACUUGAAAAAGGUCGUCGAUGUGCCUCCUAGCAGUCAUGGCAACCAUACCCCCGGACAUAGAAGAAAAAUCAGUUUUGGAGGUUUCAUGGGAGGUAGCAAUAAUGCGGAAAGAGAUCGUGAGGAUUUCCGAGAAGCAGAAAAAUCACCACAAGACCCAAGAACGCCACGUAGAGGUCGUGGUCCAGAAAAUAGCUACUCAAAUUCGGAUGCGUCGGAUGAGAGUGUCACCAGACGAGGUCACUCAUCCGCUCGGGCUGUGGGCGAAACUAGCACACAUGUUCAGAGUGAACUUGGCGGUAGCAUGAUUCUCGAAUUUGAGAUAUUUAUCGUCAAAGUUCCUCUUCUCUCUUUACACGGCAUUCAAUUUAAGAAGCUUCGUUCGGGAGGAACCUGGCAAUUUAAGAAUAUGGCAGAUCAAAUCCUUCGCGAGCUUCGACUAUAA